This is a messenger RNA of Tachyglossus aculeatus (Australian echidna), 3264 nucleotides long. RefSeq names its product WAS/WASL interacting protein family member 2 (gene WIPF2). Gene Ontology annotation, molecular function: actin binding. Lineage: Eukaryota; Metazoa; Chordata; Mammalia; Monotremata; Tachyglossidae. The record is from RefSeq and is a predicted model, not a curated record.
GCGGAUCCAUUUCCGGGUUGACGGAGGAGGCGGCGGCGGCGGCAAGAACCGGAGAGGUCUAUGAGCGAGCCGGGGCUGCCCGGCCAGGCGGACAGAGGGCAGGGCCAGCCGGGAGCGGGGAAAGGAUGCCAAUCCCUCCGCCCCCUCCACCACCGCCCGGCCCACCGCCCCCGCCCACGUUCAGCCAGGCCUGCACGGAGCCGCCCAAACUGAGCCGCGAUGAGCAGCGGGGUCGCGGCGCCCUCCUGCAGGACAUCUGCAAGGGGACGCGGCUGAAGAAGGUGACCCACAUCAAUGACCGCAGCGCCCCUGUUCUGGAGAAAUCCAGGGGCGGAGGCGGCGGCGGCCACGGUUCCGGCCCCGCGGCCCUGCACCCCAAGGGCGGGCUCUUCCAAGGUGGCGUGCCCAAACUCCGCCCAGUCGGCCUCAAGGACGGGACGGAGAGCCCCUCGACGAAGCCCGGCCCGCAGGUUCCCGUUUCUCGUGCCGCCGCCCCCCGCCCUCCCCACGAUGACUCCGCCAGCAGCCGGGCCUCCCCGCCAGAGCUGCCCCGCACGCAGAGACCCUCCCUGCCGGAUCUAUCGCGACCCAUCCCCGCCAGCGGCAGCAGCCCGGGCAUGAGGCACAGCUCCUCGGCACCACCGCCCCCGCCGCCGCCACCCGGCCGCCGCGCCCACGCUCCCCCGGCCCCGCUGCCGGGGCCCGGCGGCAAGGCCGCGGCCUACAACCGGGAGAAGCCGCUGCCGCCCACCCCGGGGCCCAGGCUCCAGCCCCCUCCCUCGCCCGGCAGCGCCCGGUCGGGACUCGGCGGCCAGAACCCGUGCCUGGCUCCCCCGCCCCCGCCCCCGUACCGCCAGCCCCCCGGCGUCCCCAACGGGCCCCCGAGCCCCACGCUGGAGGCCGCCCCCGAACUGCCCCAGAGACACAACUCUCUGCAUAGGAAGGUCCCGGCCCCGCUGCGAGGCCCGGCGCCCCAGCCGCCCGCCUCGGCCUCGCCCUCGGCGCCGACCGGCCGCCCGCCGCCCCCGGCCCGAGACCCUCCCAGCCGGGGAGCAGCACCGCCGCCGCCGCCGCCCCUGCUGCGCAACGGCCGGGACGCGCCGCCCCCGCCCCCGCCCUACCGGGGGCUCGCCACCUCGAAGCCCCCGCCGCCCCCGCCCUCCAGGACUCCGGCCGGCCCGCCGCCGCGCCGCCUCCCCCCCCCGCCCCCGCUGAGGAACGGCCACCGGGACUCCCUCGCCACCGUCCGCUCCUUCCUGGAUGACUUUGAGUCAAAAUAUUCCUUCCAUCCUGUGGAAGACUUCCCCGCUCCCGAGGAGUACAAACACUUCCAGAGAAUUUACCCCAGCAAAACGAACCGAGCCGCCCGGGGUGCCCCACCCCUACCGCCCAUCCUCAGGUGAAGCCCCUCGCGGGCCCUGCUCCUUGGUAAAGAAUGGGCCUUUCUUUGCCCCCACCAGAAACCCGCAUGGGGGUCCCCCGCCCGCCACCCCCCCUCCCAGCAGCGCAGCCGCCCGACCAGAGCCUACAAGACUCGCCUCCCCCAGAAGGCACCGUUGGCCCCGGCCCCUCGCUCAUCCCCCCCACACCGGCCCCGACUCUUCCCCGGCGGGGGCCGGGAGAGGCCAAGGUGUUUCUGGGGGCUGGGCCAGAGGGACCAGCAAUUGGCUCGCAGCUGCCUGGGUCGCCGGGGAGAGAGGGGUCUUCUUGGCUGCCCCUCGGGGGUGUUGGUCCGCUUCGGGCGGGAAGACGCCUGUGGGGGCUGGCCGUCCUCUACCGAUCCGCUGAGCUAAAGGAUCUGCCGAGGAGGGAGCGUUGACCAGCUCCCUGGGCAAACCUCUGCUUCCCGCCCCCCGGGCCAACUGAUGCUCUCUAGGCAUAAUACAGGGGACCACGUAAUCCCACCUGAGGAAGGCCCAGGGCCACCCACCCCUGGCCGGACCAUGGCACUACCCCCCUGCCCACCCCUCUUGGCUCCAGACCGGAUCGGGAUGCUGGUAGCCCCCACUUCCACCCUCUCCGGCCUGCCCAGUGAGUGCCGCAGAGGUUGGGCAGUGGGUGGUGGUGGCUCCAACCCAUCUGACGUGUUGCGGAGUCCCGCUGGAUGCUUGCCCAAGGGGAGACGGCAGUACAGCCCGGCGUUGUCCUAAACCCCCCGCCCCUGCUUCCCGAGCCGGGGCCGUCGGGCAGCAGCAUCGCCUCUGCCUCGUCGGCCUUGUGCCCUCCGAGUCCUGUUCCGGGUGUCCGGCCUCUGAGCGGGUAAUGCGCCGUCCCCCGAGCGCGGGGCCUGGGCUCCUUGCCCGCCUGGCUCCAUUUCCUCGGUUGCACAAGCUGUAGGAUAAAGGUGGCCCGCCACCGCUCUCCCCGGCCCCUUUCCUGGCUCGCGGGCCUCUGCGGAUGCCUCACGUUGAGGCUCGGGUGUGUCCCAGCCCUUGGCGCUCCUCCCCACCGUCCCCAGACGCACCGAGCGGGGGGCUUGGUUUGUUCUUUAAAGGAGAAAAGCAGCUUCAGGCAGCACAGACGUUUUCCCCCGGGUUUCCCCCCUAAGCCCCUGAGGACCGGCGCUUGGCUUGGUGGUGGCUCAUGACGUGGCACAUGGAGGUUGGGGGGGCCUGGGGAAUUGCCCUGUCGUGUGGGCAUGUCGGUGAGGGACCCUGCAGGCACGGGUGAUACCCCCGGGACCCGGCCAGCCCAGAUGAGAGGAGAGAGUGGCAUUAACUGGAGGAGUUUCUGGAGGCGGGCGUGUCGUCGGAGGGCUUCGGUGGGUCGGGUCUGCCCACCCCGGCCCGCCUGGGACCAAGAGCCAACCGCGGCAGCCCACCCGUGCCCCCCAGGGCCGUUCCCUCCCGGCCUGCCCGCCGCCGCUCUCACAAAGUUGGCAGGGACUGGUCAGUCAAGGAAGUGUUUAUCCCGGUCAGUGCCACAUUCACUGUGCCUUACCUGGCUCGGGUGCCCUGUCACCGCCCCCCCCCCCCCCCCGUCUUCCCUCCCUCAUGGACUGAAGCAUCAAAGCCCCCUCGUCGACUGGUGGGCUUUUCCUAUCAUGGCCUGGCGAACGCCCUCCUCUAGGGUCUUUCUGUCCUGGCUCAGGCCCACCACCUCCUCCCCUGUCCUGACCCCCAACCCGCUGCCAGGGGCUCAGCGGGGCGGUGGCGGGGUUAGGAUCUGGGUUUAACUUAUUGUGGGAAUGUACGCCCGGUCCCCCUUCCCCUCGGCGCUGCCCUGUCCCCGUCUGAUUAAACUUCACACUGGAAAGCAACCGCA